GGAACGAUCUCUGAUUGCUGCGUGACUAAAAUUGUAGAGUAGAGAGGGAUGUGGCUGUUCAGCUCGAAAGCGCCAUCUGGUUUCUCAGCUUCUUCCACAGCCGAGGAAGUUACAGAAGGAAUUGACGGGAAUGGUCUCACUGCCAUUGUUACAGAACAAUUGAUGAACUAGUUACCCUGCACACGCUGUAGGUGUAUCAAGUGGUAUUGGCACUGAAACUGCUCGAGUUCUCGCACUACGCGGUGUCCAUGUUGUAAUGGCUGUCAGGAAUAUGACAGCUGGUGGAGAGGUCAGAGAAACAAUAAUGAAGGAAAAUCCCUAUGCGAAACUUCAUGCGAUGGAGUUGGAUCUAAGUUCAAUGGACUCAGUGAAGAAGUUUGCAUCAGAUUUCAAGUCCACAGGUCUUCAACUUAACAUCCUCAUUAACAAUGCAGGAGUCAUGGCUACACCAUUCAUGUUUUCCAAGGACAACAUAGAACUACAAUUUGCGACAAACCAUAUAGGUCAUUUUCUUUUGACAAACUUAUUGUUGGAAAAUAUGAAAGAAACUGCACAGAUAACGGGUAAAGAAGGAAGGAUUGUAAAUGUCUCAUCACGGCGUCACAAAUUUUCAUAUCGGGAAGGAAUUCGUUUUGAUAAAAUUAAUGAUCAGUCAGGGUACAAUAGCCUAUCUGCAUAUGGUCAGUCAAAGCUUGCAAAUGUCUUGCAUGCUAAUGAACUUGCACGACGUCUGAAGGAAGAUGGGCUUGAGAUUACAGCAAAUUCAGUUCACCCAGGAGCAAUUGCCACCAAUCUGUUCCGUCAUCACAGCUUUGUUAGUGGUCUCAUCAAUCUUCUCGGUAAAUACGUGAUAAAAAAUGUGCAGCAGGGAGCAGCAACAACAUGCUAUGUUGCACUUCAUCCGCAAGUUAAGGGGAUUAGUGGCCAAUAUUUUGCAGACUGUAACAUUGCUGAAGCAAGCUCACAAGCUAAAGACAAUAAUUUGGCAAGAAAGCUCUGGGAUUUUAGCUUGGAUUUGAUUCACAGGUAUCCUCCUCCUCAGAAAUUAUAAAAGCUGGUGUUAGAAUGUGAGGUGAAGUAUUGAAUUUGUUCUAGUGUUGGUUUUACUUCACUGCAUAUCAUUAUGGGAAUCGCUGAGGAUGUAAGCAUGCAUCAAGUACCUAGAAAAGCAUAUUUUUCAGCCACUACUCAUAUCAUAUGAUGAGUUGUUCACAGACAUUAGGUGCAUAAGAGUUUGUUUCUGGGGGUAUUAUAGUAGCCUGUAGCGAUCGCCAUUAUAUUUCUUGUGUGGUGCUUAGCUAUUGGUUCCUCGCUCCCAUCAGACUCGGUCAAAGGUAAUGUAUUGAGCCUAAUUCCCGGUUUCUAUUCGACA
Messenger RNA from Tripterygium wilfordii, 1372 nucleotides. Its product is annotated as short-chain dehydrogenase TIC 32, chloroplastic-like. The transcript is spliced from 8 exons. The coding region runs from base 257 to 1051 and encodes 264 amino acids. The record is from RefSeq and is a predicted model, not a curated record. Lineage: Eukaryota; Viridiplantae; Streptophyta; Magnoliopsida; Celastrales; Celastraceae.